AUGCCUGGUGCAGCCUCGCCCACAAAGCUCCCCACAAGCAAUGGCAGGGGUACUCCAAGCAAGCUCUCGCGGCCCUUCCUCCAUCCCACCAUAUCCCGGCUUCGCUCGACUACACCACAGGCGUCUCGAGUGCCUUCAUCGGCGAGCGUGGGUACGCUGUUCUCCCAUGCACCUGAGGGCGCCUCGGAGAGCCCAUCGCACUUCUCCGCGCUGUCAAGAUCGUCUUCCGCGACCCAUAUUGCUGCUAAUGGAGUGAAUGGCAAGAGCAACGCGACCUCCGAGACGCGCGAGGUCUUCAGGUGGACGCAGUUGAAGACCAUCGGCGACUUCCUCUUCACGACACAAUCCCAGAAGGUCGCGUCUUUGCUGGGCACCGAGAAUAUUGGCUCGCCCACUGUCAUGGCCGCGAAUGGACUCAUUUGCGUUGGGACGGACACAGGGAAAGUGGUGGUCUUUGACUUCAAGCAGAACUUGAAAUGUAUCUGCGGUGCAGAAGGUCAAGCAGACAAGACAGUUGGGCCCGUCACAGCGGUAGCUUUAUCAUUCGACCAUACGUUCGUAGCCACGGGGCAUACCAAUGGCCACAUACAGCUGUUCGACCUGAAUAGUCCGAAGACUCCUGCGCGUUCUGUUCCACCCACUACUCUGGCAGAAGUAGCCGCGGGACGACAGGAAGGCCACUUGACAGGUUCAAGAAUCGUCAGCAUAGGUUUCGUUGCUGGAAGGCAUACCGCAAUAGUCUCUGCGGACGACAGCGGCCUCUCGUUCUAUCACAGCUUGGGAAAGGUAUUCUUCAUGGACGCGUCGGACACACUUCGUCUGCUGGGCAAGUACCCGGAAGACGGCCUUGGACCUGGUCCAUCUGGUCGUAACGGAGCACAUCACUUCCGCCGUCGAAAGCCCCGCAAGGGCAACUCACUUCUUGCCAUGGCUCCCCUCCCACUUGGCACAGCAUCACAUCCCACAGAUCAAUACAACCUCAUCGCGCUUCUCACACCGAUCAAGCUGGUGAUCGUCGGCUUGAAGCCUUCACCGAGGACGUGGUACCGACGUCACCGCGAGAACGAGGAUACCACAUCUCGAUCGCGGUUCAAAGGUACUCUUGCUUGGUACCCAAGCGUGGUACCAGGAGGUGACGCAGCGGCUGAGUUGACAAGCAAGAAGGACCAGGCUCAUGGUAAUGGUAUCCACUCGUCGACAACACCAGUACUGGUCUAUUCCUGGGCAGACACCUUGUACAUGCUGCGGGUCUCGGAAACGAAGGUCCCACAGCAGGUGCGUAAUGCGAGAACAGGCAAGGUGACCAUGACAGAAGUCGGGAGAGUCACCUUCGAAGAAGGCGGUCACUGGACAGCCGGCGGUGAUGUCUUGGCGCUGCAAUGGCUGAACGUCAAUCAAGUUGUCGUCCUCACUGUUGAUGCAUUGGAAGUAUAUGACGUCCGUUCGCGCAAGCUCGUAGAACAAGCUUCCUUCGACGCCAGAUCAUUGGUCUCCCCGAUAUUGGGACAUACGAUCAACAGCAGUGUUUCGUAUCCUGACGCAGUAAUGGAGGUAUCGCAUAGUGUCAGAGUGUAUAAGGGCAAGAUCUUCACCUUGGGUCAACAUGACGUUCAGGUCGGCACCCUAUUGACAUGGGCAGAUCGAAUACUCUCUUUCGUUCAGAGGGGCGACUUUUUGAGCGCCAUCGAGCUCACACGCGCGUACUACGUAGGCCAAUCGCUGGGAAAUCGGAAUGGUCUCCCAGAGCCUCCAGAGCAGCUCCAGAAGGUCGUCGGCGAGAAGAUGCACGAGCUCAUGGUCGCGUCUGCUCGUUACGCAUUCUCGGAGGACCGUUUGACGGACGGUACACUUGCUGGCCUGGACGGGCGCGGCGUCGAUCAAACUUCGCUAUUCGAAGGCCUGGUCAAGGUUUGCAUCCGUGCAUGCAUGGCGCUCGACGACUACGACUUCCUCUACGAGGAUCUCUUCCAGUAUUACGACGACACGCGCAUCACGCGCAUCUUCUUGUCUCAGUUGGAGCCUUUCAUCAUCGACGGAAACCUGCACUACGUGCCUCCUCGUAUCACCCAGCGACUUAUCGCGGUUCACGACGAGGACGGUCGACCAGACCUUGUCGAGAGGUUGAUUUGGCAUAUUGACCCGGAAUGCCUUGAUGUCAACCAAGCCAUCACCCUAUGCCAACGACACGGCCUCUACGAUGCAUUGCUCUACGUCUUCACGAGGGCCAUGAGGGAUUAUGAGGCCCCACUAGUUGUGCUACUCGAUCUCAUCAGACAAGUACAACAGUAUCGAAGAGCGCGUGAGGAGGGGUUGACCUUUGGACCAUAUACCGAUGACGACGCGAUAGAGCCUGUCGUGCUGAACGCAUACAAGGUCUAUCCGUACCUGGGCAAUAUCCUCGCUGGCCUCGCGUACCCUUCCGCAGAACCCCUACCCUCGGAGGAGGCCGACCAGGCAAGGCACAUCGUUUAUCGUUUCUUGAUGUCAGGUCAAUCGCGUGUGUGGCCACAGGGAGAAGGCGGGAAACUGGUGCUCACGGCCGAUGAAGAGAAUGGUGUCGAGCCCACCUAUCCGUACGCCCGGCUCCUGCUUCGCUUUGACCCGGAGGCGUUCCUACACACCCUCGAUCUGGCAUUCGAGGACGGGUACCUCAGUGACCGCGACAGUCCGCGAGGCGCCACACGCCUGCUCAUGGUCAAGAUCUUGCUGGAAAUCGCGUCGUCUGGGGAUCUUACACAGGAUGCUGUGACCUUCGUCAACAUCUUCAUCGCGAGGAACGUGCCGAAGUAUCCCCAGUUCCUGCAGAUGCCUCCGACAACUCUACACAGUAUCGUCAUCGGCUUGGCCGAGGAUCCUGACCGCAGUACGCAAGAAGAUCGGCAGCUGGCAGCAGAACAUCUUCUGUCCGACUACACUCCUCACGAGACCAACCGUAUCAUCGCCCUCUUCGAGAAGGCCGGAUUCUACCGCAUCUUGCGUUCAUGGUACCGCCAGGAGCGCAAGUGGCCUCCUUUACUUCUAACUUAUAUUCAUGACCGUAACUUAUCAACCCCGGAGGUCCUCGGCUCUCUAGACGACGUCUUGACCUUGGUGAAGCGCCUUCACAAGGGCACACUUCCUCCGGAAAUACUGACGACUGUUACCGACUGCUUGUCUCUAUUGCUGGAGCGCGGAGUAGUGCAAACAGCUGCUCUACUCGAUACCCACAUUCCCAGUCUGCAUGAGACCGCGAUGAACCGCCUUCAGGACCAUCCGGAUUCCGCCAAGUUCGCUUAUCUAAAGUUCCUACUCGGGCCCCCACAGGAAGGCGACGAUGACGGAGUCGCGGUACGCAAGGGCGGUCCAUCCCCUCACAUUCCCUCCGAUCUGCGCCGCACGUAUCUGACAUUACACUGUCGCUUGGACCCUGCCGGGGUGAUCGCUGCUCUAUGUUACCUCCCGGCGGAACUGCUGGAUACAGAAGAUGCGGCCAGGAUAUGCGAGGAGCAUGCAAUUUACGAUGCCGUGGUCUGGGUACUGGAUCACCAAGGCGUCCCCUUAGUGGCCCUCUCGAAGGCGGAAUCUUUCGAGAAUCAGCUCUCAGCACGUCUCGCAGACACCUUGGUGCAGUACGACUCCGCGUCAGAAGAGAGUGUUCAGGAAGUCCUCGCUGCCCUCGACGCAGUGGGACAGCGAGCUGUCGCGAUGUGUUUGGAGCACUCCCAGUCUUCCCAGGACGUCCCUCUGGAGGAUAUCUGGUACCAUCUCCUGAAGAGCCAGAUCGAUACCGUACAGCGUGUGGCGGCCUGCUGUAUGGGAGCAGCGCCCGAUGCUACCGAUGCGGACACGGAUCGCACCAAGCAGUACGAGCUGCAGCAGGCCACCCUAUCCUCUCUACGCAAAUCGAUGCAAAGCGCAUUCACCGCCUUGAUGUCCAUCAGCUCUGCGAAGGGCUUGUCACUCCCACGUCUGUUCAAGAGGUUGCUCACGACUGCGUCACAAAAUUCUGUGUCCAAGCCCACCCUCUACGCCGAGUUCCGCACACUCUUCACGGGAAUGCUGGAGUCCUAUCGCUCCGACGGGGAUAUGCUCAUAAUCACCAAGCACCUUGUGGGGCGCGAUCUAUUCACGAACGUAGAGGAGUUCACGCAGGAGCGAUUACGGGGUUGGAGGCCGUCUCAGGGGAGGUGUCAGACAUGCAAGGAGUGGCUUGUCGACAACAAGACUUCCUCCGCGGCAGAGCAGGACGAUCGGACAGGCGUUUCAAUAAUUGUAUCACGGACCGGAGCACUAUACCACCAGUCAUGCUUACCACCUACUCACCAGGAUAAUAUAGCCGUACAUUAG
This is a messenger RNA of Rhodofomes roseus, 4326 nucleotides long. Its product is annotated as Golgi CORVET complex core vacuolar protein 8-domain-containing protein. NCBI's taxonomy places the organism in Eukaryota, Fungi, Basidiomycota, Agaricomycetes, Polyporales, Fomitopsidaceae. Gene Ontology annotation, biological process: protein targeting to vacuole; endosomal vesicle fusion. The transcript is spliced from 4 exons. The coding region runs from base 1 to 4326 and encodes 1441 amino acids. Gene Ontology annotation, molecular function: protein binding. Gene Ontology annotation, cellular component: late endosome; HOPS complex. The record is from RefSeq and is a predicted model, not a curated record.